GCUCAGAAGUGCGGCCCCUGCUCGCCCCGCCCCAUCAUUGUCUCCUCGCUCGCCCCUUUCCUUUCAUCCUCAAAGCAUCCAGAGCCGCGGCCCUCUUCUCCCAGUGUCCCGCGUCUCUCCGCGCUCUGUGGAGCGCAAGAGCAGGAUGGAGGGCUGCCUGGGGGAGGAAUCCUUUCAGAUGUGGGAGCUGAACCGGCGCCUGGAGGCCUACGUGGCCCGGGUUAAGGCGCUGGAGGAGCAGAAUGAAGCUCUGAGCGCCGAGCUCGGGGGGCUGCGGGCGCAGUCGGGGGACGCGUCGUGGCGGGCGCGGGCCGAGGCCGAGCUGGCGGCCCUGCGGGCGCUGGUGGAGCAGCGCUGGCGGGAGAAGCACGCGGCCGAGGUGGCGCGGGCCGGGCUGGAGGAGGAGGCGGCAGGCGUGGCGGGCCGCCUGGAGCAGCACCGCCGGGCCCGGGAGCGGCUGGCCACAGAGGCGGCCCGCGGGCGGCGCGCCGUCGAGGCGGAGCAGGGCGCGCAGGGCUGGCUGCGCUCUCAGGCGGCGGCACUGGGCCGGGAGCUGGAGGCCCUGCGCGCUGCGCACCAGGAGGAGCGCGCGGAGCUAAGCGCGCAGGCCGCCCGCGCCCCCUGCCGCCCCGCACCCCGCGGUCCCCCAGCGCCCGCACCCGAGCUAGAGGAGCUGGCGGGCCGGCUGGGCGCGGCGUGGCGCGGGGCGGUGCGGGGCUACCAGGCGCGCGUGGCGCACAUGCAGGCGGCGCUGGGCCAGGCCCGCGGGAGGCUGGAGCAAGCCUCGCAGGGCGCCCGCGACGCCCGGCUGGAGCUGCAGCAGCUGCGGGCCGAGCGUGGGGGCCUCCAGGAGCUGCGGGCCGCGCUGGAGCAGAGGCUGGAGGGCCGCUGGCAGGAACGGCUGCGGGCCACCGACGAGUUUCAGCUGGCUGUGGAGGCCCUGGAGCAGGAGAAGCAGGGGCUGCAGAGUCAGAUCGCCCAGAUCCUGGAGGGCCGCCAGCAGCUGGCACACCUCAAGAUGUCACUCAGCCUGGAGGUGGCCACAUACAGGACCCUCCUGGAGGCUGAGAACUCCCGCCUGCAGACUCCUGAUGGCCUUUCCAAGGCAUUUCUCUGCAUCCAGGACCCCAAACUGGAGCUGCACGUCCUGGGGACCCCAGAGGAUCAACGUUUGGGACCCCUGCUCUCAGUCCUGAGCUCCACUGCCCUCCCCUCGCCCAUGCCUGAUGCCUUAGAAACACCUGUGCCCACCUUUCUGAAGAGCCAGGAGUUCCUCCAGGCCCGUGUCCCUGCCUUGGCCAGCACUCCCAUCCCACUCACACCUCAGACUCCUGGCCCUGCUGCGCAUGCAGUGGUCAGAGCCCAGGAUGCCCCACUGUCUCUGCUGCAGCCACAGGAGGAGAGGCUUCAGACUGAAGCCAAGGUGGCCAUUCCUGCCAGCAGCAUCCUGGCAGGACUGGAGGAGCCUGGGGGCAAGUGGAAAGAGGUGGACCCAGGCCAGUCCCCUGGGGAGCAUGUCCCCUCAACCCCACCCCGCAGCCCUGAUCAUGAGGGUGUGGAGGCUAAAGCUGCAGAAGCCAGUGGGUCUGCAGUGUCUGGUAGAUUACAGGAGGAAGGGGAAGGGCAAAGCAAGGAGCUGGGAGAAAGAGAAACAGUCACAGAGAUCAAAGCAGUGGGCAUCUUGCGGCAGGAAACCCGGAGAGAGGAGGGCACUCUAGACAUGAAGGGGAUCCAGAAUUCAAUCAGUACUUUGGAGAAAGAAAUUUCAAUGCCUCUGGAAGAGAAGAUUGAAGAUUCAUCGAUGUCUUUGGAAAAACAGAACUCUGAGACAUUAAGAUCUCCAGAGAAAGAGAAUGAGGAAUCUGUGGGUUCUUUGGAAGAGAAAGACUUAGGAACACUAAACAGUCUAGAAAAGGAAAAUCCAGAGCUUCUGGAGUCUUUAGAAGACAGGGAUGUUGAAGUAGAGAAACCUCUAGAAAAAGAGACUCCAGAACCACACAAACCUUUAGGAAAUGAGGACCCACAGACAUUGCAAUCUCUAGGGGAGGAGAAUCAAGAACUAAGGGAGUUUCCUGAAGGUGAUCAAGAGACAUUUUUCUUUCCAGAAAAUGAAAAUCAAGAGUUAGUAAGGGCGGUAGAAGAAGAGGACAUUAAGUCUUUGAAAGCUCAAGAAGAGGAGAAUAAAGAACCACUAAGGUCUUUAGAAGUAGAGAACCAGGAGUCAUCAAGACCUCUAGCAAAAGAAAAUCAAGAGCCACUGAGGUCUCUAGAAGAAGAGAGCCAGGAAGCUUUGACACUUCUAGCAAAAGACAGCCAGGAGUCCCUGAGGUCUCCAGAAGAUGAGAAUCUUGAGACCUUGAGACCUCCAGUAAGAGACAGCCUGGAGGCCCUGAGGUCUCCAGAAGAAGAGAAGCAGGAGACAUUGGCAUUUCUAGUAAGAGAAAACCAGGAGGCCCAGAGGCCUGCAGAAGAAGAGAAUUGUGAGACCUUGAGGCCCUCCUUAGUAAAGGAGAACCAGGAGCCACUGAGGUCUCUAGGAGACGAGAACCAGGAAGAAUUAAGACCUCUGGGAAAAGAGACUCAGCAACCACUGAGGUCUUUAGAUGAAGACCAGAUGACACUGAAACCAGAGUCACUGGACUCUCUUGAAAAAGACCACGAGGUAUACAGCCCUCUUGAAAAAGAAGACCCUGAGUUAUUGAGGUCCCCAAAAGAAGACAAUAUAGAUGUGAUGGGGUCUUUCGAAACAGAGACUCUGCAACCUGUAAGUGAAAGAAACCUAGACAUAUCAACAGCCCUAGAAACUCAGGAGCCAGUGUGGUCUCCAGAAGAAAUGAACCUGGAGGUCAUGACCCCUACAGAAACAAAAAGUCAAGAGCCAACGGAGUCUGUGGAAGAGAACCAAGACACAUCAAGACCCCCAGGCAAGCAGAGUCCAGAAGCACUGAGAGCUCUGGGGGAGGGAAACCUAGAGCUUAGUGCUCCCGAAGAGGCAGACAGGGAUGCUGCAACGUGCCCAGAAGAGGAAGAAGCACUGCAGAAGGAGGAGAAUGGAGAGUCUCUGAGGGCUCUGGAGGAGGAGGGACAGGAGCUGUUGGCAGGGAUGAUGAAGGAGAAGCAAGAAUGGGGUCAGGACAGCCCCCUGGGGAGGACUGGUGUGGACUCUGAGGUUGAGGCUGAACUGAGGGAUGGCUUAGCCAGGAAGGAGGAGUAUCUAGAGCAGGAGGAGCUACAGCCGAGUGCUGCCCCAGGAAGCAGCUGGGACACAGCUAAGGGGGACCUGGGGAUCCUGGAGUCCAAAGAGAGGGUCUUAGCUGAGGGCGCCAGUGAGGAGGGGGACACAGAAGACUCCCAGGACCUUGAAGGGCAGACAGUACCAGGGGAUGUCUCGGACCCCAGAAGCCCCCAGAGAACAUCAGAGCCAGUGGUGGAGCAGGUGCUAGGAGAUGAGGGUGAGGCCCCUGCAAGUGGCCAAGCCUCCCCAGUCACCAUGGGGCUGGGGACAGUUGUGGGAGCCAGUCAGGGACCAGAGGUAGGGGGACUGGAGGAAGGUAUAGAGCCACCCCUGGCAGGAGAAGGAUUGGAGGCAAAGAAAUUCCAGCCCUUGGAAGAGCCCAGAAACUUCCUGGGGGAGUCAGCAGUUGUGGAAACUGAGCUCUCUCCACUGCCUUGCUGGGAGGUGCCCGAGGUCCCCUGGGGAGUAGAGGCAGUGUCCCUGAAUGGGGGUGGCACCCCUCAACUCCUGGGGCCAGAGGAGGCCCAGGAAGAGGCGGAUCCAGUUCUGAAUCCCUCCAAGCUAGGAGAUGCAAAGCCAUGGUCACCCAACACACCCGCUUCAGAUGCCCCUGUGCCUGAGCCAGGGCCUGAGAGGACUCAAGAGACUAGCUCAGACCUGGAAGCUGGGGCUGAGGCCUUGGAAAAGGUAGAGGAUGAGCAAGAGUGGGGUCCUGGGGGCGUCCCAGAGAGCCUUCAGGAUGAGGGUGAGGAGAGCAGAGAGGAGAGUGAGGCUGAUGAGCUUGGGGAGACCCUGCCUGACUCCACCCCCCUGGGCCUCUACCUGGGCUCCCCCACAUCCCCUAUGGGGAGCUUGGCUGGAGAGCAGAGGCCCACUCCUCAAGGGGAGGCCAGAGAGGAAGACUGGGGGGCUGUGGGUCUGCCCUCAGAGUGCCUGGGGGCCCAGACUUGGGAGGAAGGGGAGGAGAGGGAGGAGAAUCAGGAAGAGGAAGAGGAUGGGGAAGACCAGGAAGGAGAGGGAGAGGAGGAAGUUGGCCCAGACUCUGACCAGUCAGAGGAAUUUGAGGACUUGGGGACUGAGGUCUCUCGGCUUCCUGGGGUCUCCAGGGAGGCAGCAGAAUCUCUGGGCCCAGUGUCCCAGCUGUUGCCAGAGUCUGAGGCCUGGGGUAGGGACGGCGAGUCUGAUGGGUUUGCAGAUGAAGAAGAGAGUGCGGAGGAGGGAGAGGACAGAGAAGAAGAGGAGCCAGCAGCUGAGCGAUGGGGGCUAGGGUCCUCCAUUGGGGCCCCCCUGGUCUUGGCUCCAAGUGGUUCUCAGAGAGGAGACCUGGAAGGGUCUGAGAUGCUGGAUACCAGUGCCUGUGGAGGUGAGAUCUUGAGUGGCAUGGCAGCUGACACCCCCAUGACAGUCCAGGAUACAGAGCCCCCUGACAACACUGACCCCUCAGUCUCAGAGGGGGGGUCUGACACUGCUGCCACCUGGGAGAGGGAGGGUGGGGUUCCUGGCCUUCUGGACACUCCACACAGGAUGGGGGACAUGGGCCUAGGGCUCGCAGAUACCCUCGGUGUCAAUGGUCAGGGUCCCAGCCUGAAAGAGGAGCUGGAGCACUUGAAUGGAGGUGUGCUAAAUGGGCUGGGGCAAGCUGAGGGCCUGGGCCAGGGGAAACUGGGGGUGCCUGUGGGGAAUAGAGAGAGUCCAGAGGAAGGAGAGGAAGGAGAAGAGGAGGAGGGAAGCUCCCUGAAGGCCCCCUGGGCUGGGAUCCCCCUGCAGCUAGGCCAGGCGCAGCUCCUGAAGUUCUCUCAGUGGGAGGGAAAUGAGGAUUCCUGGUCCUCUGGGGAGGACUAGAGGAAGAAUCUCUUCCAUCUGAGGGCUCAGUGGUGGGGGGUGGGCAUGGGGUGGGUGUGGGGGAAGGGUAAGUGGUCCCAAGCUCCCUCUGCUUGGGGUUAGCACCCAGGCACCCUGAACAUAUUUAUGAUCUCUUGUCCUGUAGCUUCUAUUCGAGAGGCCUCAACUGGCCAAGGUGAAAUGGGGUGUGACAAUUGAAAGGAGGCUCCAGGAAUGGAAAGUAGGCCCCCCUCACCCCAGCCCUGCAGACAGUGUGUGGGUUGCCCCGGAGGGAGGCUUAGACGGGCCAAGUCCCCUCCUCAGUGCCUUGCACCUCUCCUGCCCCAACCCGUUAGCUGUAAGAGCCCUGGGCAGAGGCUCUGUCAGUUACACUGCUCUGCCUCAUGACCCCCUCCAAGAUAUCUGGCCCAGGGCAUGUGAGGUUGUGGGGGUGCUCCCGUGUCUACCCUCCUUUCCCCCCAGCCAUGACACAUACCUGCCUGAAUAAAGUCAUGUCUCCGCCUA
Messenger RNA from Erinaceus europaeus (western European hedgehog), 5581 nucleotides. RefSeq names its product nestin (gene NES). Gene Ontology annotation, molecular function: CCR5 chemokine receptor binding; intermediate filament binding. NCBI's taxonomy places the organism in Eukaryota, Metazoa, Chordata, Mammalia, Eulipotyphla, Erinaceidae. The transcript has 4 exons. The record is from RefSeq and is a predicted model, not a curated record. Gene Ontology annotation, cellular component: intermediate filament. Bases 146 to 5077 code for a protein of 1643 amino acids. Gene Ontology annotation, biological process: positive regulation of intermediate filament depolymerization.